Messenger RNA from Dentiscutata heterogama, 1014 nucleotides. The record is from the annotation of a GenBank genome assembly. NCBI's taxonomy places the organism in Eukaryota, Fungi, Glomeromycota, Glomeromycetes, Diversisporales, Gigasporaceae.
AUGAAACAUUUACGAACUUUUCAUGCUCAAAGUGCUGUAAACGCUUAUGAACAGAAUACAGAUGGUUCUUCAGCUACGACUUCAACUAGGCCAUCACUUGAUAGAGACUUUACGUUUACUUCAUCAAGAAAGUCUUAUGAAGGAUUAUUGAUAGGAUCUGGUUUAAAGGAUAAAAGCCCAUCAGAUGCAGCACUUGAGGAACUUGAAAAAAUGAAAACAGAGGAACGCGUCGUGUUGAACGUGGGUGGAGCGAAGUUCGAAACUUAUCGUUCGACACUUACUGCUUACCCAGAUACUCUAUUAGGACAACUUUUUUUAAAUGAAUCAAAAAUUAAGGAAGGAAAAGAAUUCUUCUUUGAUAGAGAUUCAAAUAUUUUCAAGUAUGUCAUGCAAUUCUAUCGCCAUGGAAGAAUUACUUGGCCAACUAGUUCAUUGGAACCAACGAUGAGUGAUAUAAAACGUGAACUUGAUUUCUUCAAAAUCCAACCCAGCAAAGGUCGUGCGAACUUGCUUGAUAUGGCUGGUUUCAAAGUUGAUAGUUUUGUUGACAUGCUUGCUGAAGCUAUCCUUGAAGCUCGUAUUAAUUUCAAAGCAAGGAUUGAUUUCAAGUUCUAUUCAUCAGGUCGUUUCCCAGCCGAAGUUGAUCCAAAAUUACCAUCAAUUACUCAUCUAAUACCUCAAUUUGAUCAUGUGGGAUAUUCUAUUUUGAAUUUCCGCCGUUCGCAAGUUGCCAAAAUCUUGGCAAAUAAUCAGAAUUUAAAUACAGGAGGUCUUAAAGUAGAAAUAAAUCAUUUUCAGUCUCCUCAAGUUUAUUAUAAAAUUUCUUUGAACACUUAUCAUAGUAUUACGGUUGAUGCUGUUAGAAACUCUACAUUAACUUUUCCUAAAAGAGCUGACAGGAAUGUGAGGCGCGAAAAUGAAUCUCAAGAGAGGGAUCUAGAAAAUGAAAAUGACCAUCAAGUCGAGGCUCAAGAAGAUAUAAAAAGUACAGAAAACGCAAGUCAAUCAUCAUAA